CAGAACAACUUUUGUGGAGGAGAGAAAGCGAUAUGACAAACACACACAGAGAUAUACAUCUUCAAUAGUUAAGAGUUUUCCAUAUACAGAAGAAGUCUGCGUGAUAGAGAGACAUCAGAUACAAAAGCAAAAGAAAUGCAACAGCACCUGAUGCAGAUGCAGCCCAUGAUGGCUGGUUACUACCCCAACAAUGUCACCUCUGAUCAUAUUCAGCAGUACUUGGACGAGAACAAAUCGUUGAUUCUGAAGAUAGUUGAAUCUCAAAACUCUGGAAAGCUCAGCGAGUGUGCCGAGAACCAGGCAAAGCUUCAACGCAACUUAAUGUACUUAGCUGCAAUUGCAGAUUCUCAGCCUCAACCUCCAAGCAUGCAUAGCCAGCAGUAUGGAUCUGCUGGUGGUGGGUUGGUUGAGGGAGAAGGAGGGUCCCACUAUUUGCAACAGCAACAAGCAACUCAACAGCAGCAGAUGACUCAGCAGUCUCUAAUGGCGGCUCGAUCUUCAAUGUUGUAUGCUCAGCAGCAGCAGCAACAGCCUUAUACAACAUUUCAGCAAUCGCAAUUGCACCACAGCCAGCUCGGGAUGAGCUCAAGCAGUGGAGGAGGAAGCAGCGGUCUCCAUAUCCUUCAGGGAGAGGCUGGUGGGUUUCAUGAGUUUGGUCGUGGGAAGCUGGAAAUGGGAAGUGGUGAAGGUAGAGGAGGAAGCUCAGGGGAUGGUGGAGAAACCCUUUACUUGAAGUCAUCAGAUGAUGGGAACUGAAAGAGUGUGGCACAAGGAAUUGGAAUGAUGAAGUAGCAGCAGCAGAAGUAGUAACAGUAAGAGAGUUUGAAGUUUGUUAAGUUGCUUGCUGAAGAAGCAAAGAAGUCAUAUUUACCCUUUUGUGUUUUUUUUUUCUCUAUGUUUGUGCCCUAAAAAAGUGAACUCUUUCGUGGUAGUGUACCAUGUAAAUCUGCUCGCUCUAAAGUUGUCUCGUAAUCUUAGUAUGUUAUUUCUUAAGAAAGAAUCCUGAGUCGAGUCUUUUUGCUUUAAAGUCUCAGAAGCUUUUAAG
Brassica oleracea var. oleracea is the source of this 1045-nucleotide messenger RNA. Its product is annotated as GRF1-interacting factor 1-like. The transcript has 5 exons. Lineage: Eukaryota; Viridiplantae; Streptophyta; Magnoliopsida; Brassicales; Brassicaceae. Gene Ontology annotation, molecular function: transcription coactivator activity. Gene Ontology annotation, cellular component: nucleus. The record is from RefSeq and is a predicted model, not a curated record. The coding region runs from base 136 to 756 and encodes 206 amino acids. Gene Ontology annotation, biological process: positive regulation of transcription by RNA polymerase II; leaf development; cell population proliferation.